Molecule: messenger RNA, 2171 nt
Organism: Myotis myotis
Lineage: Eukaryota; Metazoa; Chordata; Mammalia; Chiroptera; Vespertilionidae
Gene: DNAI2
Product: dynein axonemal intermediate chain 2
Exons: 14
Coding region: 105-1940 (611 amino acids)
Biological process (GO): outer dynein arm assembly; cilium movement
Cellular component (GO): outer dynein arm
Molecular function (GO): dynein heavy chain binding; dynein light chain binding
Source: RefSeq, a predicted model, not a curated record
UCCGCGGCUGGGAGCCGUUUGAGAGGCGCUGGAGCGGGCACCGCGACUGGGGCGCUUCCCCAGCUUCCCGGGGGCAGGAGGAGCGGACCCAGGCUGCCGGCACCAUGGAGAUCGUGUACGUGUACGUCAAGAAGCGAAGCGAGUUCGGGAAGCAUUGCAACUUCUCGGACCGCCAGGCAGAGCUGCACAUCGACAUCCCGCCCAACCCCGAGCUGGCGGAGCAGUUCAUGGAGCGGAACCCCGUGGACACGGGCAUCCAGUGCUCCACCAGCAUGUCGGAGCACGAGGCCAACACAGAGCGAUUCGAGAUGGAGACGCGGGGUGUCAACCACGUGGAGGGGGGUUGGCCCAAGGAUGUGAACCCCCUGGAGCUGGAGCAGACCAUCCGCUUCCGGAAGAAGGUGGAGAAAGACGAGAACUACAUCAACACCAUCAUGCAGCUGGGCUUGAUCAUGGAGCACUGCGUGAAGCAGAACAACGCCAUUGACAUCUACCAGGAGUAUUUCGAUGACGAGGACGCAGUGGAAGUGACGGAAGAGGCCCCUUCCGCUAAGACCAUCAAUGUUUUCAGGGACCCCCAGGAGAUCAAGCGGUCGGCCACACACCUGUCUUGGCACCCGGACGGCAACAGGAAGCUGGCGGUGGCAUAUUCUUGCUUGAAUUUUCAACGGGCACCUGAGGACAUGAGCCACGACUCGUACAUCUGGGACCUGGAAAGCCCCAACAGGCCCGAGACUGUCCUGAAGCCGUCCUCGCCUCUCGUCACCUUGGAGUACAACCCCAAGGACUCGCACGUGCUGCUGGGAGGCUGCUACAACGGGCAGAUCGCCUGUUGGGACACCCGGAAGGGCAGCCUGGUGGCCGAGCUGUCCACCAUUGAGUUCAGCCACCGAGACCCCGUGUACGGCACCAUCUGGCUGCAGUCGAAGACGGGCACUGAGUGUUUCUCGGCAUCCACAGACGGGCAGGUCAUGUGGUGGGACAUACGCAAGCUGAGCGAGCCCACUGAGGUGGUGAUCAUGGACAUCACCAGGAAGGAGCAGCUGCAAAAUGCGUUGGGGGCCAUCUCCCUGGAGUUCGAGUCCACCUUGCCGACCAAGUUCAUGGUGGGCACGGAGCAAGGCAUCGUCAUCUCCUGCAACCGCAAGGCCAAGACGCAGGCCGAGAAGAUCGUGUGCACCUUCCCUGGCCACCACGGCCCCGUCUAUGCCCUCCAGAGGAACCCCUUCUACCCCAAGAACUUCCUGACCGUGGGCGACUGGACCGCCCGCAUCUGGUCGGAGGAGAGCCGGGAGUCGUCCAUCAUGUGGACCAAGUAUCACAUGGCGUACCUCAGCGAUGGCGCCUGGAGCCCGGUUAGGCCGGCGGUGUUCUUCACCACCAAGAUGGACGGGACCCUGGACAUCUGGGACUUCGUGUUCAAGCAGUGUGACCCCGCCCUCAGCCUGAAGGUGUGCGACGAGGCCCUCUUCUGCCUCCGGGUGCAGGACAACGGGGGUUUCAUCGCCUGUGGCUCCCAGCUGGGGACGACCACGCUGCUGGAGGUCUCGCCGGGGCUGUGCAACCUCCAGAGGAACGAGAAGAACACGGCUUCUUCUAUAUUUGAGCGGGAGACCCGGCGGGAGAAGAUCCUGGAGGCCAGGCACCGGGAGAUGCGGCUGAAGGAGAAAGGCAAGGCGGAGGGCAGGGAGGAGGAGCCACGGGAGGAGGAGGUCUCCAUCAACCUGGAGGAGCUGGUCGCCAAGGCCGAGGAGGAGUUCUUCAAUGUCAUCUAUUCGGAGAUGAAGAGGAAGGAGACGGAAGCCUUGAAGAAGCCCACAGAACAGAAACAAAGUCCGGAGGAGGCUGAGGAGCCGGAGGCUGAGGUCCAGGGCCAGGGCGAGGACGAGGAAGAGGAAGAGGAGGAGAAAGAAGACGGCCCUGAAGAGACGCCAAACUAAAAGGGCCUUCCUGGCCAUCGCGUUCCUUCACAAGCUCCUCACGGCCCAGGUGGGGCCUUAGACGGACCUGUGGCUGGGGGCCUCCUCUCUGACCCGCCCCACCCACGCCGCAUACAACCUGGGGCGAAGGAGUUCCACUCUGCAAGGCCUCCCGAGUGCGAGCCCGGGCCCCGGCGUGCUACCUCCAGGAGGGUCGGAGCAGAGCAGAUCAGCGCGGUUCUUCUUGGGCUC